Messenger RNA from Anopheles nili, 2802 nucleotides. RefSeq names its product beta-1,4-mannosyltransferase egh. Lineage: Eukaryota; Metazoa; Arthropoda; Insecta; Diptera; Culicidae. The transcript is spliced from 2 exons. The record is from RefSeq and is a predicted model, not a curated record. Gene Ontology annotation, molecular function: beta-1,4-mannosyltransferase activity. The coding region runs from base 1 to 1377 and encodes 458 amino acids. Gene Ontology annotation, cellular component: cytoplasm.
AUGUUAAACUCUACAUCGAAGCAUAUUCUGCAUUGCGCACUGUUGUUCGGGCUGUUGGUGGUGUUCGAGAUUUUUUCCGGGGGCAUUAAGGUGAACCAAAACUCGUUUGUCGUCGUGGACCCGUGGGAUGAAUACGGAAUGUUGCCCACUAUCGUGUUGUAUCUUCUGCGGUUACUCACCUUCCUGACGCUGCCACAGGUCCUGUUUAAUUUCUUUGGACUCGUCAUAUACAACGCCUUUCCGGAAAAGGUGAUUCUGAAAGGGUCACCCCUGCUCGCACCUUUCAUCUGCAUUCGCAUCGUCACACGCGGAGAUUACUCGGAGCUUGUGAAAACGAACGUAUUGCGUAACAUGAAUACCUGCCUUGAUACCGGGCUGGAAAACUUCUUGAUCGAGGUGGUCACCGACAAGUCAAUUGGGCUAGCAAAACACCGGCGCACACGCGAGAUCGUUGUGCCAAAAGAAUACAAGACGAAGACCGGAGCGAUGUUCAAAGCGCGCGCCCUUCAGUACUGCCUCGAAGACAACGUAAACGUUCUUAACAAUAACGAUUGGGUGGUGCAUCUGGAUGAAGAAACGCUUCUUACCGAGAACAGCGUUCGUGGCAUCAUCAACUUUGUGCUAGACGGCAAGCACCCUUUUGGACAGGGUUUGAUCACGUAUGCAAACGAGAACGUGGUUAACUGGCUAACGACGCUUGCGGAUAGUUUUCGGGUAUCGGACGAUAUGGGAAAAUUGCGAUUGCAGUUCAAAAUGUUCCAUAAACCGUUUUUCAGCUGGAAGGGCAGCUACGUGGUAACACAGGUGCACGCGGAAAAAGCUGUAUCGUUCGACAACGGCAUCGAUGGUUCGGUAGCAGAAGACUGCUUCUUUGCAAUGCGUGCCUAUGCACAAGGCUACUCAUUUAAUUUUAUCGAAGGCGAGAUGUAUGAGAAGUCUCCAUUCACACUGACGGAUUUUCUGCAACAGCGCAAACGCUGGUUGCAGGGCAUUUUACUAGUCGUUCGUUCUACGGCGAUUCCGCUGCGCAACAAAAUUUUGCUUGCCAUCAGCCUAUGUUCCUGGAUUACUAUGCCGCUAUCUACGUCGAAUAUGAUAUUCGCCGCCAUUUACCCGAUACCCUGUCCAAACGUUAUUGACUUCGUGUGCGCAUUUAUCGCCGGCUUCAACAUCUAUAUGUACGUUUUCGGUGUGAUCAAAUCAUUUUCGCUCUACCGCUUCGGGCUGAUCAAGUUUCUCGCGUGCGUGCUCGGUGCUCUCUGCACAAUUCCCAUCAACGUUGUGAUCGAGAAUGUGGCCGUUAUCUGGGGCCUGGUAGGGAAGAAAAACAAAUUCUACGUCGUGCAAAAGGACGUACGAGCACUUGUCACAGUUUAGACAAUUUUCAUCAACGUAUGGGAUCUACAUACAAGCACCUGAAAAAAGGCAGCAACCUAUGUAGGAUUCACCUGAAGAAGCCGUAGUGUCAGUCAGAAGGGGUUUUAGGAUAUGAUAGAUUAAAGUAUUUUGCCGUGCUAAACCUGUUCGAAUCCUGAGCGGUUUACGUUCAAUUUGAAUUUGUCUAAUGACUGUCACGACACAUCGGCCACAACGACAUGCAUUAUGGCUUAUGUGUGCGUUGCAGAUCUAUAGGCAGCAAGGUAAAUGGUUGGCAUUAAAGAAAAAAACAACACCUUUUGCUAUAUUUAGGAAAUCCAUCUGCAUGCAUCAUGCAUCUAAUAAUUAUUAAAUCACAAGUAUAACGAAAUGAAGUCAGAUAAAUCAUUUGAUCCGGAUCAAUAAUUUAGAAAGCGUAUCACUUCUUCGUAAAUAACGGAAAGAUAAUGAAUUACAUUAGUGGAGAAAAUGAUACUCAAACAAAUUAGGGCAUGUGGCUUCUGGGUAUCGGAAUCAGGAAGCUUCAUGCAUUAUUUCGACACGUACAUAAAUUACACAAUAACACAACAAAAGAUAAAAAAAUACAAGCAAAGAUAUAUGAUUCUCCUUCCUAUUAUUAUCAUCAUGAUCCUCAUCACUACCUCCUUCCUAUCUCGUGCAAGUGGAAUCAUUUAGGCAAUGCUCACAAUGAGACAGGAGUUGUUUUGCAGAUCAAUUGAUAUUACAAGACAUUACGCUUUUUUGUAGAGAAAGUGAUACGUGGUAGAGAAAAAAUGCACUUAUUUUUCUCUAUAGUUAUCUUGCUCUACUUAUAUCUAGUCUAUUUAUUCUAAAAACAUUUGAUAAAACUGUACCGAUAUAUUAUCGGAUAUCCGAUCAUCACUGGAUCUUUCUGCACGUUCGUUGAACGUUUGUUUUUCUUAAUGUUUGAUUUAGUUUCUCUAUUUAGUAGAGACAAACGCAGGCUAGUAACGAUGGUAAUUCUACACCAAAAAUAAUGUCCCUAUAGCCAUCUUUUUGAUCACAUUUUUUCUUCAAAUAUGCUGUCGGAUGGGACCAAUUUCACAUAUUUUACUUCUAUGGGCCUCUCCGAACUUUAUCUUGAAGACAUUUCCUCCUCUCUUUCAUUUUAUUUAUAUGGCUUUUUUAUCUGGUAGGUUUUAUUGUAGAUUUGCAAGCGAACUGAUAUGAUUUCAUAACACCAUCAAAUUCGACAGACGUAACCUCUUUUCUAUUCAAAUUUUGGUUUUAAAUAGAAUCUCGGUUCGUUCGUUUCCGCACUGCUAAUUUGCAUAUUUGCAAAACCUAACCGAUUACUCAUGAGAUCUAAGAGCGGUCACCAAACAAAAUUACAAGAAAUAAAAUGAAUGGAAUGGAUUCUAAAAGAAUUAAAUUUUUUAUAUCAUUCUGUACAGCUCAAUAAAU